Molecule: messenger RNA, 2052 nt
Organism: Lytechinus variegatus (green sea urchin)
Lineage: Eukaryota; Metazoa; Echinodermata; Echinoidea; Temnopleuroida; Toxopneustidae
Product: homeobox protein SIX6-like
Exons: 2
Coding region: 379-1356 (325 amino acids)
Biological process (GO): regulation of transcription by RNA polymerase II
Cellular component (GO): nucleus; transcription regulator complex
Molecular function (GO): DNA-binding transcription factor activity, RNA polymerase II-specific; RNA polymerase II cis-regulatory region sequence-specific DNA binding
Source: RefSeq, a predicted model, not a curated record
AGCGACCUCAUAUGAUAAGAAACUUGUGCACCGGAAUUAGUUCAUCCAGGCGUAAAGAUAUUCCACCCUUUUUAGCUCCACUCAUUUUGGAAGCGAGCAGCAGAUUCGACUAUUCUUCUUGGUGUAAUUGGACCUGCUAUUCAGCCAGCCCAUGUGGUCAUGUCUUUGUUUCUCUUCAGUGUGAUUGGCAGGCGUGACAGUGAUUGACACAGUCCCCUUGGUGAUGGUCCAACAAAUUGCUCCUAAGCCAAUCGAAAACCAUUUAUCCAACAAAUGCUUAGCAUGAUAGCAGUGAUAAUAUGAGUUGUGUCACAAGCCGGGUCUGAUAAAAACUGACACAUAUCUCAGCCCAUAGACACACCCCAGCAUUUAGCUCAAAUGGUUUGGACGGAGUCGGAAACAUCGCCAAGCGACCGGGGCGCUAUGAGAGCGGCCCAGGCGCUGGCGCAGUAUUACAGUAUGCAUGAUCCACGAAGUAGUGAAGGCUUGGCAAGAUUAGCCCACAUGUAUAGCAGCAUGCAACCGUUUGUGCCCUUUCCUGCCGCAGCGCCGGGCGGGACACUUUUCCCGCUCCCGACAGCCCUACCGACCCUCUGCUUCUCCCCAACUCAAAUUGCCAGCGUUUGUGAAACUUUGGAGGAAAGUGGAGACAUCGAGAGAUUGGCCCGAUUUCUAUGGUCCUUGCCCGUUGCUCCCGGGACUUGUGAGGCACUGAGCAAGAAUGAAAGUGUUCUACGCGCAAGAGCCGUCGUCUCCUUUCAUCAAGGCAACUACCGUGAACUCUAUCAUAUUUUGGAGAACCACAGAUUUACUAAGGACUCUCAUGCCAAACUUCAGGCCAUGUGGUUGGAAGCUCACUACCAAGAAGCAGAAAAACUCAGAGGAAGACCACUGGGUCCUGUCGACAAGUACAGGGUCAGGAAGAAAUUCCCCCUACCAAGGACCAUUUGGGAUGGAGAGCAAAAAACACAUUGUUUCAAAGAGAGAACACGGAGUUUGCUCCGAGAGUGGUAUCUUCAAGACCCUUAUCCUAACCCUACCAAAAAACGUGAACUGGCUCAAGCCACAGGACUUACACCGACACAGGUCGGAAACUGGUUCAAAAAUAGGAGACAACGAGAUAGAGCUGCAGCAGCUAAAAACAGAAUGCAACAGCAGCAACAGCAAGCACUGCAGAACUCGAGCGUGUCAAACUCGGCCCACUCGCCGCCGCUGGCCGAGGGAGCAACGUGCUUACUCAGUCCCAACCCCGAUAGCCCUUCACCGCGAUCAUUAGCCGACUCGCCACCGCUCGAUUCCCCGCCUCCACCGGGCUACCACGACGACGACGAUGACGACGAUGUCCACCAUCGCUGAAAUUAUCAGCUGAGAGCUGAAUUCAUCAAUGGAAAGAACAUUUAUUUACCAUUUCCUCAUCAACUUUCUUGUGCGUGCCAAUGCGUCAAGUUAUGAGGUAAAGUGGUAGAAAGAAGGAACUGAAAUCUACAGUACAUGCCGAAUUGCUGAGGGGCAUAAAUCUGUGACAGCUUUGUAUAUAGGAGAUACAACAUUUUAUAUUCCAAAGGAUAAAUGAAGCUAGGACAAUCUAUGGCGACUUUUAUGUAAUUACAAUCAUCAUGCAACUCAUCAAGAUAAAUACUAUUUUCUUCAUGUUUUUCAUCAUCAGAUUAUUAGGACACAAGGGUACAGAUUUUGAAUUGUGGCCUGAUGUCUACGAUUGAUAUUUUAUCACAGUUAUAUUCUUCUGUGAUUGGUGGUUUAUAUGAAUAUUUCACAAUUUUAUUUGAAAAAAGGAACACCUACUGUCUAAAUCAUACACAAUUUACGUUCGCUUGUUUUCACAGCGGGCAGAGGAAAAAUCCUACAAUCCUAGUAUUAAAUCGACGAUCACUUUUAAUUAAUAUUCAUGAAGCACCCCACCUACGGGCAAUCGUCUUCUACAGUUACCCACCCCUGUUUCUCCAUUCUAUCCAAGCCCUCUUGAUGAAUAUUAUAAAUAUUCACGCUCUCUUUGCUGUGUGUUCAUAAGCUUCUUGUGUCUCAAUCAAGCUU